AUGUGGCUGGAAGAUUCUCAGAGUAAACGUGAGUGCAGCCGACACCCCAAGCUGAUCCCCUGGGCCUUUGCUGCUGUUUCCAUUUUACUUCUCGGUGCUUGUUUUAUUGCAAGUUGUUUGGUGACUUACCGGAUUUUACAUUUCAAGAAGAGAAUGGAAGUGGCCAAGGUAUCAGACUACCAUACAGAGCUAACAUGCAUCAGAGAAGAGCCAGAACUGGGAGGCAGAGGUGGCUGGAACUGCUGUCCUGUCAGCUGGAAAGCCUUCCAGUCUAACUGCUAUUUUCCCCUUAAUAACAACCAGACCUGGGAUGAAAGUGAGAGGAACUGUUCCAGCAUGGGGGCUCAUCUGGCGACCAUCACCACAGAAGCGGAACAGAACUUUGUGACUCAAUUUUUGGAUAGACGAUUUUCAUAUUUCCUGGGACUUACAGAUAAGAAGAUGGAAGGUCAGUGGUACUGGGUGGACCAGAUGCCAUUUAACCCACACAUGACUUUCUGGCAUGAUGAUGAACCCAACAACUUUCUGGAAGAAGACUGUGUUAUCCUUGUUAACAACCAAGAUAAAUGGGCCUGGAAUGACUUUCCUUGUCACUUUGAGGCAAGCAGGAUUUGUAAGUCACCUGGAGUAACAUUCAGCUGGAAACCUAGGAAGUGAUCCCCAUGAGGGAGAUAGUAAAGAGCCUGUCAGACUAGGGGCUAAUGAGUAGGCAUCAUUGAAAUGGAGAAUGUUUU
Molecule: messenger RNA, 734 nt
Organism: Nannospalax galili (Upper Galilee mountains blind mole rat)
Lineage: Eukaryota; Metazoa; Chordata; Mammalia; Rodentia; Spalacidae
Gene: Clec4d
Product: C-type lectin domain family 4 member D
Exons: 6
Coding region: 1-657 (218 amino acids)
Biological process (GO): antifungal innate immune response
Cellular component (GO): external side of plasma membrane
Molecular function (GO): carbohydrate binding
Source: RefSeq, a predicted model, not a curated record